AGUGUCGUGGCCUUCUGGGUGUCUCUUCUCUGUCGAUUGUUGUGAUUUUCUUGUGCUCGAAAGCUUUUGAGCUUGGAAACUUGUUUAUGCAUCGCAUUCUGUAAAGACUACAAAGUGGCACAUUUUACUGCAAGCUUACGAUUAUUAUAACGACUGCAUGUGCGGAUUGGAUAGAACGCACUAUAUAUAUAUACCUGUCAUAACCAGUGUUUUGGUGUUCCCGGAUGUUUUGAAAUCAACUUUGACAUAUUGAAAAAUAUUACUUUUUUUGAGCAUUUCAUUUGAAAAAAUUAAAGUUUCUUUUUUUCUGAAUUUACGUUUGGAUAGAAAGCAGAAAUGGAAGAAAAGCGUGGAGUAGAGAGGAAAAUUGAAAGAAAAGCUUCGGAAAAACACAAACAAUUAGCUAAUUUUAUAAAAGAAAUACACACGCAGUUGCGCAUCGACUCCGAAAAGUAUGGAGCAGAGGAAACGUGGAAAACACAUAUCACCCGGAAUGAUAAGCUCAACCACUAUGCAGAAUCAAUGUAUCAGCUGGCUACUGAGCAUUGGGUUGAGAAAUCUAAAACAAGUGCUCCACUUACAUACUGUAGAGUAGAGUGGAUCAAGCAUCAAUGCAAAGAGUAUUUUUUCAAUGGAGGUAUGGAGAAAUUUGAUGAUAAGGAAGUACAUCUUCUAAAUAAAGAUAUUGAGGAAUUGAAGAAGAUUGACUAUAGUACAAAAAUCAAAACCACAAUUGAUUCCAAGAUUAACGUACUUGAUGUUGGUAGUUGCUAUAAUCCAUUUAGUUCAGAACAUUUGUUUUCUGUGACAGCUAUAGAUAUAGCUCCUUAUUCAAAAGAUGUUACUAAAUGUGAUUUCUUAAAUUUAAAUGUAGGAAAUACAAAAAUUUUCCUAGAAAGUGAACAAGCAUUAAUUGAAUUGCCUAAGAAUUCUUUUGAUGCAGUUAUUUUUUCCUUACUGCUGGAAUACAUUCCAAGCCCAGAGCAACGUUUUUUAUGUUGCCAAAAAGCGUAUGAUUUACUUAAAAAUGGAGGUGUAUUAAUCGUUGCAACUCCAGAUUCAAAACAUAUGGGUGCUAAUACAAAAGUUAUUAACACAUCUUGGAAAGUUGUGUUGGCUAAAUUGGGAUUCAUGAGGAUUCAGUAUGAGAAACUUCCUCACAUACAUUGCCUAGUUUUUAGAAAAUGUUUCUACAAAGUAGCUGCUAUGAAAAAAAUAGAUUGGAAGAAGAUCAAUGAAGAAGAUGAACUAUUUUCCUCUGGGAAAAUUUUCAUUCCACAAGAUUUUCACACAAAACUGAAAGAGGAAAUUCCUGAUACUAGUUUUAAGAAAUUUGAACACAAUGAUCAGGAGUUGGUCAGUCUGUUUGGUGAAUUGCCUUGUGAAGAUUGAUAAAUAUUAUUUAAAAAUAUUAAAAAAUCGUUGUAAAUAUAUUUUUUAUGCAAGCUUAUGAAGAUCCAAUGCCAAUCAUUUUUUACUGGAUCUUAGUAAGAGUACUAUUUUUUAUUCUAAAGUAAUCCGUGUAAUUUCGGACAUAUAGUAUAAAAUAAUUUCUAAUAAAUUAUUAAAAACAA
This is a messenger RNA of Nasonia vitripennis (jewel wasp), 1574 nucleotides long. RefSeq names its product S-adenosylmethionine sensor upstream of mTORC1 (gene Samtor). NCBI's taxonomy places the organism in Eukaryota, Metazoa, Arthropoda, Insecta, Hymenoptera, Pteromalidae. The coding region runs from base 337 to 1392 and encodes 351 amino acids. The transcript is spliced from 4 exons. The record is from RefSeq and is a predicted model, not a curated record. Gene Ontology annotation, biological process: negative regulation of TORC1 signaling.